Molecule: messenger RNA, 512 nt
Organism: Topomyia yanbarensis
Lineage: Eukaryota; Metazoa; Arthropoda; Insecta; Diptera; Culicidae
Exons: 2
Coding region: 150-476 (108 amino acids)
Source: RefSeq, a predicted model, not a curated record
GUGAACGUGCCCUUGCAUUUCAGUUAUUGGACGGUGUGUGUGUGAUCGUACUCCACGUUUUAUUUUAUUUUGGUACAACAUUCAUAUCAAUCUGUUCGAUAUCAAUAUCAACAAUCAGUUUGGCUUAUCAUUGAAACUUCACCAAUAAAAUGAUGCAAAGGGAGCCUAAAAAGAAACCCUCGAAAAACAAAACUAAAAUUAGCACCCUCCGCAAGGAACUGAAUGAGUUACGUUCCGAAUGGAUGAGACUGGAGGGUGAACGAAUUCAGAUGGCCGUUCGGCAAACGGAUCUCAUGAGUCACUGGAGUUCCAUUUCGGCUACCUAUAUGGCGUCAAUUCGUGAGCGGGACGAAACAAUCCAGCAGUUACUGGCAUCGUCAUCGUCCUCGAAUAGCAUAGAUCUGUCCAACGAGGAGCAGAUUAGAGCCAUUGCCAUACGGAGAGCGGACAGAGCAGUGCAAACAGAGUUGUGGUAAAAGCUAAUCGCUUUAUUUUGUAACAAUAAACAAAAG